Saccostrea echinata is the source of this 2164-nucleotide messenger RNA. RefSeq names its product parathyroid hormone/parathyroid hormone-related peptide receptor-like. Bases 21 to 1349 code for a protein of 442 amino acids. Lineage: Eukaryota; Metazoa; Mollusca; Bivalvia; Ostreida; Ostreidae. Gene Ontology annotation, biological process: adenylate cyclase-modulating G protein-coupled receptor signaling pathway; cell surface receptor signaling pathway. The transcript is spliced from 14 exons. Gene Ontology annotation, molecular function: G protein-coupled peptide receptor activity; peptide hormone binding. Gene Ontology annotation, cellular component: plasma membrane. The record is from RefSeq and is a predicted model, not a curated record.
UCAAUAUAAGUGUGUUCAAUAUGUCCUCUAUCAUGGAGAGAAAGGAAUAUAGAGUAUCGUUAGUUGAACAAUUACAAGGUAUGAAAGAAGCAGAAGAGAUUUGUAAUGCAACAAUACAAAAACACGGCCCAACUACAGACCUACUAUGUCCUCCUGUGUGGGAUCAUAUAAUGUGUUGGAGGUCUGCAAAAGCAGGGACAACCGUGUCAGCUCCGUGCCCUAGUUAUAUAGACAGAUUCCUCGUCAAUGGUGUUGCGAAAAGGACAUGCACGAUUGAUGGUACGUGGUACAUAAAUCCACAUACGAACAGCACAUGGACAAACUUCACUUAUUGUAUGGAAAGUGAAAAUAGUCGAAACUUAUUAAAAAAAAAUCUAAAUCAUAUACAGACUAUUUCUUUGGCAGGCUAUACGCUUUCUAUCGUAUCCCUUAUUAUUGCGGUGAUCAUGCUUCUAAGACACAGACACAGCAUAGGCUCUAAUCGACCGCGGUCGAAGAUAACCACUCUACAUUUAAACUUGUUCAUCGCUUACGGCCUAAGAUACAUCACAUCACUUUUGAUGGAACACGUAUUUUCCAGCAGCACCAUUAAACAACAGGCAGGGGAGAUCACUGAAUUGCAGAUUCAAAACUCGCAUUGGGGGUGUAAGCUGACCAUGACGUCUUUUGUGUACACUCUACUAGCCAGCACUGUGUGGCUUAGUGUUGAUGCUUCUGUCCUCGUGUGGAUGAUCUGUUGCAACCCGUUGUAUUUUCAAAAACGAAACAACAUUUUCCCUCAUCUUUUAAUAGGAUGGGGUGGACCUUUGUUUAUUGUCAUACCUUGGGUUAGUCUGCGGAGUCUCUUAGAUGAUGAAAUGUGUUGGAUGACGAUCGAUAUAAACAACUAUGAGUCUUGGGAGGCAUGGUUGUUCUUAGGCCCCGUACUUAUUAUUAAUUCGGUAAACAUCGUUUAUUUAUUCCUGAUAGGCAGGUUUGUCAGAAAGAACCACAUGAUGAAGAAAACUAGCAGCAACUCCACAGAACUAUUCAGAAGACAUUACAGUAGGCCAAAAGAACACACCAUUACCACAAUACUAAACACAGCGAGGCUUGUCUGUAUCCUCAUUCCUUUACUUGGAGUCCCUGAUAUUAUCCUCACAAUUUUGUCAUUUUGGCCAAAUAUCCACUACUUGUACGCUGAUAUGAUUUUCAGUUCGUUCCAGGGUUUUAUGUUAGCCGUUAGUCUAUGUUUAUCGGAAAGAAAGGCUGUCCAAGAUUUUAGAAGCAUUGCUUUACCUUGCAGAAAAUUAACAAGGAGGGUGUCCAGAACAUCCUCUACUGGGGAAAACACGAGCGUUAAUACUUAAAAAAUAAGAUAUCAUUUUUAGAGUUUUAUUGGGAUAUGACAUGAAGUCGGUCACGUGGGAUCAAAUUUUAUAACGCCCGAAGGUAUUGUUUUAAUAAGUAGAUGCUAGCAGAUGAAACACUCUUAAAAAUACCUUUAAAAAAAACUGCUAAAAUGUUUGCUAUUACAGGGGGAAAUGAUAUAAAGUACGAGGCCCAUGGACCACAAAGCUCACUUAAAUAAUUUUAGCCCUUCUGAUCUUAAGAUUUUCAAAAGAUUUCUCUCCUUUAUAUAUAUUUCAUUGAAAAAAAUUGUGACACCAUAUUAUAACCUCAUCCUAACUUUAAGGGUAUUUGAAUCAACAAAACGUACGGAUGCUACAAUAUCAGUAUGACUAAAUUGUGGCCCUGCAUUUAAUUCUUUUCAUGUAUACACGCAUUUUGUAAAAUUUGAACAUAAUUUAAGCCAACUCUAAUCCAGGGUCUAUAAUUGGAAAAAAAUGAAUCCACUCAACUUGGAAAUGUCUGCAAAUUAAUGGUUCUAUUAUAGUUCUUAAGAGGAUUUUUGAAUUUUGUUUCUUAUAUAGUCCAAUGUUAAACUUUGAUCUGUGCUGUGGCUUUGUCCUACCCCUGGGCAGGAUUUGAACAAUUUAGAAUCUACACAAUGUAUGGAAACGUUUGAAAACUUGGUGAAAAGAAGACAAAGCUUACAUACUAGUAAUAAAAUGUCUUAAUUGUUGAACAUAAUGUGUCAAAAACGUAUUGUCUAAUUGUUGCUAUAAAUAAUUAUAUUUAGCGAGGGGUUGCCAUGAAAACAAUAAAUAAUGCAACAAUCUCA